Molecule: messenger RNA, 923 nt
Organism: Argiope bruennichi
Lineage: Eukaryota; Metazoa; Arthropoda; Arachnida; Araneae; Araneidae
Product: cuticle protein 14-like
Exons: 3
Coding region: 83-772 (229 amino acids)
Cellular component (GO): chitin-based extracellular matrix
Molecular function (GO): structural constituent of chitin-based larval cuticle
Source: RefSeq, a predicted model, not a curated record
GAACCCCAAAAUUUUUAGUAUAAAUAUAAUGAAAAAUCUUGCAGAAAGUAUCAGUUUUCUCUGAAAUCCUAAUACAGCCAACAUGCAGGUUCUUGUUUUCGUCGCUCUCUUUGCCUUCAGCCAGGCUACAGUAACAUAUACCAUACCUACCGGAGAUAGCAGCCAUUACAAUUCUGCCGAUAAUUUAGGUAACUACAACUUCGGAUACGAUGAGUCUCACGUCGCUGGUGGAUCCUUCCGUAAAGAGAGUGGAGACGCUUACGGAAACAAAUAUGGGUCAUAUGGCCUGACAGAAGCAGACGGCAGAACUCGUCUUGUCAGUUAUGUUGCUGAUGCAGCUGGUUUCAGAGCUGACAUCAAGACCAACGAACCAGGAGUCGAAUCCAAAGAUCCAGCAGCUACCACCAUCAACAAAGCUUUCUACUCCUCUUCUUAUGUAGCUCCUGUUGCCCCAAAAACCUAUGCUGUAGCUCCUUUACCCGUAAAAACAUACUCCUAUGCUUACGCUCCAACUACAUACAAAACUUACGCUGCAGCUCCCACAACAUACAAAACUUAUGCUGCUGCUCCUACAACAUACAAAACCUAUGCAUCAGCUCCCAACACCUAUUCCUACUCCUACACAGCUGCAGCCGCACCAUUCUCAUACGGCAUAGCUCCUGCUGCCUAUAAAGUAGCACCAGCACCAACAUUUACUUACGCAGCUGCACCUGCACCUUUCAAUAGUUAUUCGCCUGUUAAAUUUUAUACCGGACCUUCAUACAUCAAGUAAACGAAAUUCCCAAAUGAUUUCACAUAUAUUACCGGAAUGAACUGAACUUUAUGUUUUAUUUUAACUUCAACUUUUGUAUUCAUUUUACGCAUGUGCAAUCAACUAACGCUUGCUGAAACUAAUGAAAUUCGGAGUCAAGAAACUGUGUUAU